CCUCAUUCAUUCACAAACAGCAUUCAGCAGCUGCUUUCCAGAAGACUCGCUUCCCUCACAGACUGAACUCUUCAUCAUCCUCAUGUCUGUGCACAGCUUCUACUUUAAGCGCUCUUCCUCUUCCUCACUCUGGACUUUAAUCCUGUGCUCGGCUUUGACCGUCUGGACUCCCGUUCAAGGUGAGGUUCUGGUGAUUGGUUCAAAUCUUCCAAUCAUCGCUGCUCCUGGUGAUGAUGUGAUCCUGCCGUGUCACCUGGAGCCCAUGUUUGAUGUUCGGGGUCUGACGGUGGAGUGGUCCCAACCCGACCUGAAGCCCGACCCGUCAGACCGGCUGAGACGAGUCGAGUACGUUCACCUGUACCGGGACAUGAGGGAGGUCCCCGACAUGAAGCUGGCAUCGUACUUCAGGAGGACGGAGCUGUUCAUGGACGACCUGAAACACGGGAACAUUUCACUGAAGAUCCUGAACGUGUCGGAGGAAGACAGCGGCAGAUACAGAUGUUUCAUCCCGAAGCUGCGGAGCAGAGUGAAGGCCGCCAUCGUUCAGCUCGUAGUUGAUCCAAACUUCACUAAAACCUCAACAACAGAGACGCCGCUGCAUCACAGAAACCUCCAAACUCCAGAUCCUCAAGAUGUGACUCCAGGAAAUGCAGGUCUGUCCACAGCCUCUGUGGUCGUCAUUGUCGUCGCCUUCAUAUCAGUCGCUGCUUUUGUUGCAUAUUUUUCUCACCGCCUUCAUCUGAAACAAACUAAGCAUCCAGAGGAUGAAACACAAAAGCAACCACUACCAGUCUAGGUGCCUUGCUCAAAGGAGCGUUGGUGUGAAUAGAGCUGAGGGAUUUCUCUUUCCUGGACCUUCAGUCAGAUUGUAAGCCUGAACUUGCUGCUUUGUAUCAGUUCAUAUCACAGAUAAAAGGACACAAAGUGCGUACUUGUCGUCUUGCUCAUAUCGCUGUCUGUGUUUCCCUCUGUGCU
This is a messenger RNA of Archocentrus centrarchus (flier cichlid), 975 nucleotides long. RefSeq names its product myelin-oligodendrocyte glycoprotein-like. Gene Ontology annotation, molecular function: signaling receptor binding. Gene Ontology annotation, cellular component: external side of plasma membrane. The transcript has 5 exons. Gene Ontology annotation, biological process: regulation of cytokine production; T cell receptor signaling pathway. Lineage: Eukaryota; Metazoa; Chordata; Actinopteri; Cichliformes; Cichlidae. The record is from RefSeq and is a predicted model, not a curated record. Bases 83 to 796 code for a protein of 237 amino acids.